AACGACACAUGGCAGAAACCAAGUCGUGCUUCUCUACCCCUGGCCCCUUGGGCGUCCGCGGGAGGACAAUUUUCCACCAACGGGGGUCCGUUACCGAAAAACAAACAGCCUCUCAUGCUUCUAUAUACCCCUAGGCGUUCACGAGAGGGCAAUUUCUCUUGACGGGGUCCGUUGGUCAUUUUACUCGGGGUCAGCUCGCAAACGCACAAGCAACUAAGCAAGCACACCGGUAAAAAGAUUGCGCGGGUAAAAACUGGUACUACUACUCACCGAUCGGAGAUGGAAUCCUCGCCGGAAUCGAGACCGACGAAGACUCAACACGAGCAGUGGAUAGUCCAGCACCGCGUCUUCGAGAUCUACAACCUCUACAUCGACCUCCCCCACAACGCCAAGGCCGUCUCGUUGGAAGUUCAACGUGACAAGCACAUCGAGUACCUGACUAAAGGUCUCAGGCAACUCGGUCCCACCUUCGCCGUCUUGGAUGCCAAUCGGCCUUGGAUUUGUUAUUGGAUUCUUCAUUCUAUUGCUUUAUUGGGCGAGUCAGUUGAUCCAGAACUGGAAGAUUGUGUUAUUGACUUUCUAUCUCGUUGUCAGCAUCCAGAUGGUGGAUAUGGGGGUGGACCUGGACAGUUGCCUCAUCUUGCAACAACUUAUGCUGCCGUCAAUUCGCUUAUAACUUUGGGUGGCCAGAGAGCACUAUUAUCAAUUAAUAGAGAUAAAUUGUUCUCGUUUCUGCUGCAAAUGAAGCAUGUAAGCGGGGGUUUCAGGAUGCAUGAUGGCGGAGAAGUAGAUGUCCGUGCUUGCUACACUGCCAUUUCUGUUGCCAGUAUUUUGAACAUUUUGGAUAAUGAACUGGUUCAAAAUGUCGGAAAUUAUAUAGUGAGCUGUCAGACCUAUGAAGGAGGUAUUGCUGGCGAACCAGGUUCUGAAGCUCAUGGUGGGUACACCUUUUGUGGGCUGGCUGCAAUGAUUUUAAUCGGCGAGGUCAAUCGUUUGGACUUGCCAAGUUUAAUAGAUUGGGUGGUAUUCAGACAAGGAAUAGAGGGUGGAUUUCAGGGUAGAACGAAUAAAUUGGUUGAUGGCUGCUACUCCUUUUGGCAGGGGGGAGUGUCUGCAUUGAUACAAAGACUACAUUCAAUUGUUGAUGAACCAUUGAUGCCAUCGGAUGCUGAAGAUGACUGUAGUACGGGAACAGAAAGUUCUGCAACUUCGGAUGUGUGCGAUGGUGAACAGGAUUUGGAAGGGAACUUAUCGCAUGCUGAUGAUACUUGCCAUUUAAGGCAGGAAGGAGAACAGACCACGUUCGAUCCUGCGAACUUUUUCAAUAUUGGUUUGAAUUUUAUUAGAGGACAUUCCAAAUUAGAACCUCUUUUCCACAGUGUGGCCUUGCAGCAAUACAUUCUUCUGUGCUCUCAGGAGGAAGGAGGAUUCAGAGACAAACCCGGAAAACACAAAGACUACUACCACACGUGUUAUUGUCUGAGCGGCCUAUCGGUAUGCCAGUAUAGCUGGUCAAAGAAGGCUGGUUCUCCUCCUUUGCCCGGGAUGGUACUGGGUCCUUAUUCCAAUCUCUUGCAGCCGGUCCAUCCUCUCUUCAAUGUCGUCUUAGACCAGUUCUACGAAGCACAUGAGUUCUUCUCAAGGACCUAGGUUUCUUCUUUUCUAUGUUAAUCAUCAAGCAUAGGAGCUUAACGGGUCUCAUGCGAUUUGUUGUAUCCUAACGGGCAAUGCGGACGUGUAAAAUUUGAAGUCAGCUCUGUAUCUUUGUGAUAAUUUUUUUUCUAACGAAAAGGAAAACCAUAAGUUGUAAAGAGCCUAGCAAAGGGAUUAAUCUGAUGUUGUGGCUGGAAUAAGGUUCCGAUGGUCUUGCCAAAUUUCA
Messenger RNA from Rhododendron vialii, 1879 nucleotides. Its product is annotated as protein farnesyltransferase subunit beta. Gene Ontology annotation, cellular component: protein farnesyltransferase complex. The record is from RefSeq and is a predicted model, not a curated record. Gene Ontology annotation, molecular function: protein farnesyltransferase activity. Lineage: Eukaryota; Viridiplantae; Streptophyta; Magnoliopsida; Ericales; Ericaceae. Gene Ontology annotation, biological process: protein farnesylation. The transcript is spliced from 14 exons. The coding region runs from base 280 to 1650 and encodes 456 amino acids.